Messenger RNA from Closterium sp. NIES-65, 8283 nucleotides. NCBI's taxonomy places the organism in Eukaryota, Viridiplantae, Streptophyta, Zygnematophyceae, Desmidiales, Closteriaceae. The record is from the annotation of a GenBank genome assembly.
AUGAAUCCAGCGACGCCUUUGGAGCUUGUAGAAGCUGAUACAGCUGUAGCAGCAUCAGCCGCUGCUAAACCAGUGGUUCCUGACAAGGCAGUUCCUGUUGCAGUCGUUACGGUAGAGGUUGGUGGAAGUGGCAGCAAGGAGGUGGCAGCAGCUGAGGAGGGAGAAACCAUUGGGGCAGCAGCAUCAGUCGUUGGCGAACCAAAGCAUACUGACCUGGCGGGCGUAAGUGCUGCGGAAAAGGCAGUGCCAGUGGAGGUCGCUCCAGCGGAGGUUAGUGGAAGCGGAAGCAAGGAGGUGGCAACAGCCGAGCAGGGAGCAACCAUUGCAGCAGCAGCAACAGCCGCCGGCGAACCAGCGGUUACUGGCAUGGCUGCUGAAACCUCUGCAGAUAAGGCAGUUCCAGUGGAGGUUGCUCCGGCGGAGGCUGAUGGAGGCAAGCAGGUGGCAGCGGCUGAGGAGGGAGCGCCCAUUACGGCAACACCAUCAGCACCAAGACAUGACUUUUUCCUGCCCGCGCUGGAAAGGAGAAAGCGCAAACAAGCAGAGAAGAAACAGCAGCAGCAGCAGCAGCAAGAAGAGCAGAUGCAGCAGCAGCAGCGGGUGGGUGAGGUGAAACGUAAGCGGGGUCGACCCAAGAAAGGAGGGAAACAGAUGGAGGCGGUCGAGGGUACCACGGUAGCAGAGGCGUAUCCUGCAGUGGCUGGUGACGUGUCAGCCGCUGACAUGUCAGCCACCCCUGUAGCUGACGUGUCACCCGCUCUUGCAGCUGAUAUGUCAGUCGCCCCUCCAGCUGACGUGUCACCCGCCCCUGCAGCUGACGUGUCACCCGCCCCUGCAGCUGACGUGUCACCCGCUCAUUCGACACCCGUCGUCGCGUCCAUGUCCUCUGUGGGCUCGCCCGUAGGCGUUGGUGUUGGGAGGAAGCGUGUGAGCGUUAUGGAGGAGUUGAGUGCGAUGGAGGAGGAUGGGGAAGACACUCGGCAACAGGUGCAACAAAAGGAGCGCGAAGAGGUGAAAGGGAAUGAGCAAAAGGGGACGGUGAAGGAGAAGGAGGAGCGAGUGGCUGAUUUCAGCAGGGAAGGGACAGUCGACGUGCUCGCUUCACCAGUGGAAACUCAACCGACUGCUGCAACAGAGACGCUUGGCAAAGCAGCUGCGGUUUCUGGUGGGUGUGGGCCGGUUCAGGCUGCUCCAGUGGAGGAAGCAGCAGCACAGCCACCCUCAGUAGACCAGGCACAGCUCGCUUCACCAGGCCCAGUGGAACCUCAACCGCCUGCUGCAGCAGAGGCGCUUCGCGAAGCGGCAGCAGUUUCUGGUGGGCCAGUUCAGGCUGCUCCGGUUGAAGCAGCUCAACCAGCCCUGGUUCACCCGGCACAGCUCGCUCCGCUGGUGGAAUCUCAGCAUCCUGCUGUAGCAGAGGCGCUUGGCGGGGUGGGGACGUCCCGUUAUGGUCGGAGGCUGAAGCAGAGGAGUCUUUUCCAGCCAAAUGCCUUGCAGGAACGGCCAAGGACACGCGGAAAGCCUGCUGCUGAAGGGCACCCCACUGCUGCAACGACUCAGAAGGCUACAGCGACUCAAAAGGCCACACGCGAAAGUUUGAAAGGAAUGCGUCACAGUGAGAACAGAGGGCCUGUUUCCAGAGGAGGGAAGCGGCUGCAGCAGAUGAUGCUAGGGAUCCGGUUUGUGCCCAUGGGUGGUGAGUUUGAUAGGGGGGGAGCGGUGGUGCUACCUGUGUACUUGUGUGAUACAAAUGAAGCUGGUUAUGCUGGUGAGGGGUUGGCGGAGCAUGAUAAUAACGAAGGUGAUAAAACUUGUGCGGAGGUGGUAAAGGGUGAUACAAAAGAGGGUGGUAAAGCUUGUGAGGAUGUGGAUUUGACGGUGUCAGGGGAUGAAGGGUGUGUAAGAAGGGUGAAACGAGAGGUUGAUAUUCAGGAGGUUGAGGAAGAUUCAAGGAAAGAGGCAUUGCAGGGAGAGGGGGCUAAGGAUGAAGCAGAGGGGAAGGAUGGGGAGGUGGGAAAGGAGGACGAGGUGGGGAAGGAAGAAGAGGUGGGAAAGGAAGGGGAGGACUCGGAUGAUGAUGUGCAAGUAAUGGAAGAGGAAGCAGAAGAGGAAGAGGAGGCAGAGGAGGAGGAAGAAGAAGAGGACGAGGAAGAAGAGGAAGAGGAGAGCAUGGAGGCUAAGGUGGAGAGGGAGAAGGCACGGAUGCGAGAAGAGGCGCACAAGACAGCUCAGGUGGGUGGAAGAUUGUGUGAGCGUUGGCUCAGCUCUGCUCGUGUGGAUGGGUCUGGUCAUGUUGACGGGCCAGGGGGGGUUGGCACUCCAGGGGGAUUAACCAGUGGUAGGGAUGGGGUUCUUGGUGGCUUCGGGGGAGGUGUUACUGGGAGAGGGGCAGCAGUUGGGGCAGGUGGGAAGGCUGCUGGUAAUGGGGGGUUCUUUGGCAGAGGGGACGAAGGAGGGACAGGACCAGCAGCAGCAGCAGCAGCAGCAGCAGCAGCAGCAGCAGCAGCAGCAGCAGCAGCAGCAGCAGCAGCAGCAGCAGCAGCAGCAGCAGCAGCAGCAGCAGCAGCAGCAGCAGCAGCAGCAGCAGCAGCAGCAGCAGCAGCAGCAGCAGCAGCAGCAGCAGCAGCAGCAGCAGCAGCAGCAGCAGCAGCAGCAGCAGCAGCAGCAGCAGCAGCAGCAGCAGCAGCAGCAGCAGCAGCAGCAGCAGCAGCAGCAGCAGCAGCAGCAGCAGCAGCAGCAGCAGCAGCAGCAGCAGCAGCAGCAGCAGCAGCAGCAGCAGCAGCAGCAGCAGCAGCAGCAGCAGCAGCAGCAGCAGCAGCAGCAGCAGCAGCAGCAGCAGCAGCAGCAGCAGCAGCAGCAGCAGCAGCAGCAGCAGCAGCAGCAGCAGCAGCAGCAGCAGCAGCAGCAGCAGCAGCAGCAGCAGCAGCAGCAGCAGCAGCAGCAGCAGCAGCAGCAGCAGCAGCAGCAGCAGCAGCAGCAGCAGCAGCAGCAGCAGCAGCAGCAGCAGCAGUAUUGUAUGAAGUCGUUAGUUGUGACGUUUCAAAAGGAAGAGCAGCGGCAGCAGCAUCAAUGUUCCAAGAGGGAAAGGGAGAGGUAAAAGGGGAGGAGACAAGGCGGGGGCGGGAGGGGACGGAGGGAGGAUUUGGGGAGAAGAUAGAGCAACAGCAGGGAGCAGCUUCUAUUGCUGGAUGCUCAGCAGCAGCACAGGGUGCAGCAGGGCAUGCAGCAGUUGAUACAGCAGUUAAUGCUGCAGUUGAUACGGACGCUGAUACGGCAGUUGAUAUAGCAGUUGAUACUCCAGUUGACACAGCAAAGGGUACAGAAGGGAAGGCAGGUGCAGCAGUAGGUGCUGCCACAGGUGCUGCCACAGGUGCUGCCACAGGUGCUGCCACAGGUGCUGCCACAGGUUCUGCCACAGAAGCAGCAGCUGUGGUGGCUGUGGUGGGGGGAUCCAAAUUAGAAGUAACAGAAGGAGCAGGAGGAGCAACAGAAGCAGUAGGAGCAGCGAGUGACCUGUGGUCGCGCCAUUACCAGCCCAAGAGCCCUGCAGAGAUAUGUGGCAACGAGGCUGCUGUUAACGAGUUGCUGCAGUGGCUGCAGUUGUGGCAGAAUCGCCUUGGAAUAGUGAGUGGUGACCAGCAGAGCAGGCGAGCAAGGGCAGUGAAGCAAAGGAGAGUGGGGAGGGGCUCUGAUGAAGAGGACAGGGAGAGAUCUGGAAUUGGAGCUCGGACAGAGAGUGGCGACAGGAAGGAAUGGAGCGAUAGUGACAGUGGUGGUGGUGACAUGGAGCGUGACUGUAGUGGGAGUGAUUACAGUGCAGAGGGUGAUUAUAACGAGGGGAGUGACUCGGAUGGUUGGAUGGAGGAGGAAGGGGAGCAGCUGCCAUGUGCUGUGCUGCUAACAGGACCUGUGGGGAGCGGCAAGACAGCAGCUGCAUACGCCUGUGCAUCAGCUCUCGGCUUCCAAGUCAUGGAGGUCAACGCAUCUGACGCUCUUGACGGAGCGCUGCUUCAUGCCAAACAGCCUCCCUCUCUUCCCUCUUUCCUUUCCUUUCCUUCCGUUUCAGAGCGGCAAGACAGCAGCGGCAUACGCCUGUGCAUCAUCCCUGGGUUUCCAAGUCGUGGAGGUCAAUGCCUCUGUUUCCAGGCCCUCAAGCCGCGCAUGGGAGCGUCGGUGCUUCUAUUUGAGGACGUGGAUGUGCUUAUAGAGGAGGAUAGGGGCUUCGUUACUCUGCUGGUGCAGCUGCUGAGUCCCUCCCGCCAGCGCAACAAACGCCCCAUCAUCCUAACUGCCAACUUCGUGUGGUGCUGUGACUGGGUUGGCUUCAUCAUCCCCUUCACCACGCCCUCCGCCCGCCAAGCGCUGCCUUUGCUGCACAAGUUAAGAGCAGUCAUACUCGUGUGUGCAAAGCUUGCGAGUGCUGUUCCUCGGUCGUGUCGUCUGCACGGAGCAAGCACCCCUCUCUGUCCCCCCAUCUCCCUCCCUCCUCUCUCUCCUACUCUCCUCUCUCCCCACCGACCUGCGCUCCCUCCUUCUCUUCCUCCAAUUCUGGUUCAAGACAGGGCCUUUGCCCAGGUUACAAAGUUUUUGGCUGCCCUGUUGACUGCAGAAGUUGCAAAAGCAGCAGAGGGGGAGAGGGAAGCAGUUGCAGGGGUGCUUGGGAGGAGAUGGGAGGGGAGGAGGAGGAGGGAGGAGAGGGAGAGGGAGAGAGAGGCGAGGGAGAGGGCUGAGAGGAGGAGGUUGGAACGGGCAGAACGGGCAGCGGAAAAAGAGAGGGAGAGGGUGGAGAGAGCGAGAAAGCGGGCAGCGAGAUUAGCUGCAAUGGAAGAAGAGGGAGAGGAGGUGGUGGUGGUGGGGGGUGGUGACAAAACAGAAGGGUAUGGUAUCCAACGAGUGGGUGAUUUGGAAAAGGGGAAUGAUAAUGAUUCAGGAAAAAGGGAUCAUAUGGUUGUGGAGGGGAGACGGAGAAAGCUUAGAAGACGGGCAGUGAAAGGGAGGGUGGCAGCAGAAUCGGAUGCAGAAGGAACAGCAGAUGUGGGAGCAGACAGUAGGGAAGGUGGAGGAGGGGAGUGUUGGGAAAAGACUAGAGGAGAAGAAAGCAGGAAGAGCUUAGAGGGCAGGAAAAGAAAGCAGAGGGCGGUUGUGAGAUCAGAUGACGAGGAGGAGGGGGAGGAGGAGGGGGGGGAGGAGAGGCACAGAGGGGGAAAGGUACCUGUUCGAAAGCAGAGGGCGGUUGUGAGAUCAGAUGACGAGGAGGAGGGGGAGGAGGAGGAGGGGGGGGGAGGAGGAGAUAACGAGGAGGAAGUGGGGGAGGUGGAGGAGGAGGGGGAGGAGGGGGAGGAGGGGGAGGAGGGUGGGGAGGGGGAGGAGGGGGAGGAGGGGGAGGAGGGUGGGGAGGGGGAGGAGGGGGAGAGGCACAAAGAUCAAGGGAACAGUCAAGAAAGACAUGGGGAAGGUGGAGUGGGGGUGCAUGGAUUACCCGAUUCUGAAGCGCCUCACAAGCAGAGGACGGUUGUGAGGUCAGAUGAUGAGGAGGAGGGGGAGGAGAUUCGCAGAGGACAAGGUGGAGUGAGCGGGCCUAGUUCUGGGCCGACUGAAAGGCACAAGGUUCCUGAAAGGCACAAGGUUCCUGAAGCGCCUCACAAGCAGAGGACGGUUGUGAGGUCCGAUGAUGAGGAGGAGAACGAGGAGGCGUCAGAGACGCACAGAGUGAGAGGUGUGGGAGAUAAGGAGGCUUGUAGUGAGGCAGUGGAAAGCAGUGGGGCGGCAGCAGGUGUGGCUGUAGCAGAUGCAGCAGACUUGGCUGUAGCAGAGGAGGCUGUAGCAGAGGAGGCUGUAGCAGAGGAAGCUGUAGCAGCGGAGCCUGUAGCAAAUUCGGCUGUAGCAGAGGAGGCUGUAGCGAAGUCUGUAACUGCAGUUUUGGUUGCAACAGCGGAGCCUGUAGCAGAGGAGGCUGUAGCUGAGGAGGCUGUAGCAGAGGAGGCUGUAGCUGAGGAGGCUGUAGCAGAGGAGGCUGUAGCUGAGGAGGCUGUAGCUGAGGAGGCUGUAGCAGUGGAGGACAGAGUGAGAGGAGGGUUAGGUAAGGAGGCUUGUAGUGAGGCAGUGGAAGGCAGUGGGGUGGCAGCAGGUGUGGCUGUAGCAGCUGUAGCAGACGAGGCUGUAGCAGGGGAGGCUGCAGCAGGGGAGGCUGUAGCAGAGCAGGCCAUAGCAGAGACGGCAGCGGCAGAGGGAGCUGUAGCAGAGGGGGCUGUAGCAGAGGGGGCUGUAGCAGAGGGGGCUGUAGCAAAGGGGGCUGUAGCAAAGGGGGCUGUAGCAAAGGAGUGUGUAGGAGAGGAGGCUGUAGCGAUGGGGGCUGUAGCAGACGAGGCUGUAGCAGACGAGGCUGUAGCAGAUGACAGGGUUAGAAGAGGGUUACGUGAGGAGGCUUCUAGUGAGGCAGUGAAAGGCAGUGGGGCGGCAGCAGGUGUGGCUGUAGCAGAGACGGUUGUAGCAGACGUGGGGAGGGAAGGACAAGGGGAAGCACAGGGUGGUUGUGAGAGGGGGCGAGAGGAGGGUGAGAAGGUGAGGGAGGAGGGUGAUGAGGGCAGAGAGGAGGUUGAGAAGGGGAGGGAGGAGGAAUUGGAAAAGGAGAAACAGGAAUGCGAUGAGAGGAGGGGGGGAGCCGAGAAUGGGCUGGAGGAAUGUGGUGAGGUGGAAGGGCAGGUGGAUGACGUGGCAGUUGGGAUGCAUGAGGUGGCAGUGGAAGCGGAUGAGGUGGCAGUGGAAGCGGAUGAGGUGGCAGUGGAAGCGGAUGAGGUGGCAGUGGAAGCAAAUGAGGUGGAAUUACUAACUGAUGACGUGGAGGAUGAUGAAGAUCCGUUGCUGGAGGAGCUGCUGCCACAUGGCAACACGCGAUUUGAAGAGGUGUGCUCUGCCAGCGCAGCAGACACCUGGAAGGAGCUCAAGCGCCAGGUGCCGCCUUCUGAUUGGCUAGCAGCACACAGGCCAAAUCCCGAGGCUACGACCGAGGCUCGGCAGGAGCUGGCUCUGUUGACUCGGUUGACCGAGCUGACUGCCAGGCUGGCAGAUGCUGACGUCAUCGAUGGGGUUUUGACUUGCCGGAGAGUUCCCUUAGGGCUGGAGACUGAGGUUGACUUUGACCGGGGCAAGGAGAAGACUGGUGUUGACUUUCUUGACUGGCGGGAUCCAGUCCCCUACCAUGCGAUCCUAUCCCCAUCAGCGGCAGUACAAUCCUCUCAAGUACCUUCUACUCGAGUCUGCCACUACCCUCAAGCCGUGGUGCCAAAUGCUGCUGAUGCUGCCACCACUGCCACCACUAGCAACACUGCCAAUGGUGCCGAUGCAUUGGGAGGGCAUUGGCGAUGGAACCAGGAUUAUUGUGGCAUGGAGGGGCAUUCACACGAGGACGACUGGUGCCACUUGCCUGCUUCUAUCGAAGCUGCUCUUAAAGGGGACAGCACUCCUACAGAAAGCAGUCCAGAGUGUUGCAUGAGUCAGCAGCAUACAAGAAUGAGAGCUCCCUCUACAAGGGAUUCGCGGGCGCAGUUUCUUGUGCUGCACUAUACGGCGCAAUCUCUGGCGGACUCGCUGAAAACACUGACCGACCCCAAGAAGGAGGUCAGCGCCCACUAUUUGAUUCCUGACGCGCCGGAGCGGCAGCGCAACUUCCACGUGUACAGGCUUGUGAAUGAGGAUCGGCGCGCCUGGCAUGCGGGCGUAAGUUUUUGGCGCGGGAGCCGCUUGCUCAAUCCGGGAUCGAUUGGUAUUGAAACGGUCAACCUGGGGUUUCCGGAAGCCGAUGAGUCGCUGCCCCUUAUGCAGCGUCGCUGGUACCCUUACCCUCCGGACCAGAUCGAAGUGGUCGGACGGCUGGUUCAAGAUAUUAUCGGACGCCACGAAAUCCGUCCUAUCAAUGUAGUCGGGCAUGCCGACGUGGCGCCGGGCCGCAAGUCGGAUCCCGGUCCCUUGUUUCCCUGGCGGGACCUCUUCCUGCGCUAUCAAAUCGGCGCCUGGCCGGAUGACGACCGCGUUCAGUUCUAUCAGCGCAAUUUCCCCUUCAUACUUCCGGUUGACGACCCCACCGGGCAGAGACAGGCGAUCGCCACGCUGCAAGAAAAGUUGCUGAACUUCGGUUAUGACACUCCCCAAACUGGCGAGCUGGAUGAGAAAACGUCGGCCGUGAUUGCGGCGUUUCAGAUGCAUUUCCGCCCCAGGAUUUAUGAUGGCGUGCCGGAUAAUGAAACAGUAGCUAUUCUGGAUGCGUUGCUGGACAAGUACCAGUAG